Messenger RNA from Crotalus tigris (Tiger rattlesnake), 7689 nucleotides. RefSeq names its product sperm flagellar 2 (gene SPEF2). The transcript is spliced from 42 exons. Gene Ontology annotation, molecular function: protein binding; calcium ion binding. Lineage: Eukaryota; Metazoa; Chordata; Lepidosauria; Squamata; Viperidae. The coding region runs from base 75 to 7499 and encodes 2474 amino acids. Gene Ontology annotation, cellular component: sperm midpiece; manchette. The record is from RefSeq and is a predicted model, not a curated record. Gene Ontology annotation, biological process: sperm axoneme assembly.
GGGACGCGGAGUGUGGCUCGAGCCGGUCUCGAGCCAAGCGGGGAAAGGGCGCGGAACUGCGGCCGCUCGCGGCCAUGACUGGCAUUCUGUGCGAUUGGCUGAAUCGGGAAGUGAAGCUCUCGCGGACAGUGGAUGCAGAAUCUUUCGCCCAAGAAUUUUCCUCUGGCUAUCUCAUCGGAGAACUUCUAAACAAGUAUGAACUUCAGGAAGAUUUUGAUCAGUUUUCACAAAGCAGGCUUGCCAAUGCAAAACUUAACAACUUUUCUCGCAUGGAGCCAACCCUUCAACUUCUGGGUGUACAGUUUGACCAAAAUGUAGCCCGAAACAUCAUGACAGAGCAGCAUGGAGCUGCUAUUAAACUUGUGUACCAAUUGUAUGUGGCCCUAGAGAAAAAGAAAAAAGCAGGGCUCACUGGAGUUGCCAUGGAUGCAAUGCGACCUUCAGCUCAUGCAAAGCUUAAAAGUGUAGGAACUGAAAUAUAUCGUGAGCGACUCAAAACACUAGUACCACGCCAGGCAGACCUCUCACUCCAGCAGAUUUCAGACAGCUUUCAAAACAAAGCCAAGAUCCUGGAAAGUAAGAUAGUUGGCAUGCAAUUAGUGAAACAACAGCAAGCCAAACAGAUCCAGGAGGAAAAAAAGGUUGAAGAGCUUGAAAGGAAAAUGGUAGAAAAACGCAGGCAGAAUGAAAUCAUGGCCAAGAUUCAAGCAGCAGUUAUCCAAAUUCCAAAACCGUUGCCACAGCAUACUGACAAAGCGAUUGAAGACCAAAAGCUGCAGAAGAAGAAGAAGGAAGCCGACAUCACAUACACUGAAAUUAGGAACUUCGAAAAACAAAUGAGGAAAGAGGCUGUUAUGCCUGCCAAACUCACAGAAAGUAUGAUGAAUGCGAUAAAGCAGGCACAAGAACUAGCUACAGCAAAACCAGCCAUUACUGACCUACUGAACACCUAUUCAGAUGAUGAAUAUAUUAGGAAAAUUCAGAAACGUCUUGAGGAGGAUACCUUUGCUCGAGAACAACGGGAGAAAAGAAGGCGAAAGAUGUUAAGGGAGCAACUCAUAGCUCAUGAAGCACAAGAAGAGGCCUAUAGAGAAGAGCAGCUUAUCAACCGACUUAUGAGACAGUCCCAGCAAGAGCGGAGAAUAGCUGUUCAACUUAUGCAUGUGAGGCAUGAGAAAGAAGUCCUGUGGCAAAACAGAAUUUACAGAGAAAAGCAGUUUGAGGAAAGACGCCUCAAGGAAUUUCAAGAAGCUCUUGAUAGGGAGGAGGCCCUUGCAAAACAAGAAAAAAUUGAACUUGCAGAACAGACCCUUAGAGAAAAACAACUGCAUGAAAAACUUGCUGCUGAAAGAGCUGAAGCUCGCUAUAAGAAGCAUUAUGAAAUUUGCUGGGAAGUAGUUGAACAAAUCAUUGAUUUAGCAACUAAAAUAGGAGAAUAUAGAACACUGACAAAUAAUUUAAUUCCUGCAAAGCUAAUGCGUGACUGGAAGGAAAUUUUCUUAAAAGGAAAGCCAAUUUAUGAGCAAGCUGACAUCAGCGAUUUGCCAGCUGAGCCAACUCCAGAACAAUUAAUAGAACUGGACAAAAUUAAUUUGCUAGAUGAGAAAGAUUAUGAUGACUAUAAGGCUAUGAUUGAGGAGUGGUACCCUCCUGAAGAGAUCAGAAUAAAUAAACCACCUCCUGAUAAUGUAAUAUUGGGUCAUGUGAUUCACAGAUUGAUGGAACUAGUACAUCCCCCAGAACCUGAACCACCACCAUCUAUAUUUUCUCCAUUUCCUAUGAAAGGUUGCAUUUUGGGAAAGCCCUAUAGUGGAAAAACCACCUGCUUAAACUUCUUAGAAAAAGUUUUUAAUAUCCAGGUCCUAUCUCUGGAUGCAUUGAUUGCAGAGGCAAUUAAAUCCUUCCAUGAAAAUGAAAUGGCGAUUGAAAGCCUAUUUCCAGCCACAAUAGAAGACUCUUCCUUGAAUCAACUACAUGUUCUGAAAGAGGCUUCUAAGGCUUCACUGAUAGUAUUGAAAACUUAUGAGUCAGCAGAACAGAACACAGAAAUUUCAGAGGAGCGCAAAGAAAUUAUUGAGAAACCAAGCUCUGCUGUGAUGGUUGACCAAAUGGAGAUAAGUGAGAAUGAGGAUGAAUUAACCAAACUUUCUAUUCGUGCUCAGCUUGGUGCAGGAGCAGAGACAUUGUUAAAGAAAGGAAAAAAGAUUCCAGAUGAAUUACUAGUUGGCAUCAUGGUGGAAGCUAUUAGUCGGCUACAGCCAGAAAAGGGUUGGAUCAUGGAUGGAUUCCCAAUGACACUGAAUCAGGCUAAACUGCUUGAAAAAGCAUUGACCGGACGAGAUCCAGACCAGACAGAAACUAAUAUAAUAAACUUGAAAAAGCCCACACUGGUUAUAGACCCUGCAGCUCCAAAAGAGCCCCCUGUGCAUCCACCUGGUCUUGACUUUGCUAUUUUGUUAGAUGUUACAGACUCCAUUGUGAUGAAUCGGGUAGCAAAGGAGAAGGCUGACUCCUAUGAAAGAGAACACAAAACUACUGCUCAUAUUUUAGGAACAGAAAUCCAGCAAAGAGAGGAAUUAAAAUCAGUGUGGGGUCAGAUGCAGCACAGAAUUACAGGUUUCCUGGAUACUUGGCCUCCGUUGGAAACUUGGUAUUCUGAACAGCAAAAUAUACUUACAAAAGUCACUGCAGAUAUUGAGGAAGGUCUUAUGUGUCAAAGGAUAAAAGAAAUUAUAACAGGAGAACUCAUCAAGAUCCAAGCUAAAGGAAAAGAAAAGGAAAAGUUAGAAGCUGAAAAACAAAAGGCAGCCAUCCUCCUUUUGCCAGAAGAAUCAUUCAUAGAAAAGAUGGAGGAAGCAGCCUCAUUGCCAGAAUCACAGGAGCCGCCACAUCCACCUCCAUCCCCUGAAACUAAAGCAACUAAAGAGACUACUCCAUCAGAGUUACCUGCUAAAGGUAAAAAGGGAAAGAAAGAUGAAACAGUCAAAGGAAAAGAAUCAGGAGCUAAAUCAGGAACUCCACGAGGAAGAGGACAGGCAUCUUCCCCUGAAGACAUGUUGCCUGCUGAUACCAUUGAACCACCUCCAAUCAAACCUGGGUCAAGCGAAUGGAUUUACCGUGAUGAUCCAUUACCCCAAGAAGUGGCAGAAUUCUUAGCUCCUUACUGGGAAGCAAUAGAGAAAACAUAUGUCAAUAACAUCAAAGCAACACUUCGAUGCCUCAGAGAUGAGCAACAUGUUAUUAUUCAUUACCUGUCAGACAUAAGAAACCAUUUCAAGGACUAUUUGAAGCGUCCAGACCACAAGCAGGAAUUUGUGACUCAGUGGCAAGUUGAUUAUAAUUCAGUGACUGAUGACUUAUGGGAUGAUGAUGAGACAAAAGAAGAACUGCAUCAAAGAGUGACUGAUUUAAGGGAUCGUUUGUGGGAUAUCUGUGAAAACAGGAGAGAUGAAGCUGAGCAAGAACGUUGUGAUAUCAUGAACGAUGGCUGGUUGCCAGACCGAAUUGGGCUUCUGAUGAACCACAUCUUCUCACUUAUGCAGAAUGAAAUGGACCGUUUCCAAGAUACCAAAAAACUUCUGCAUGACUAUUAUAGAGCAAUGGAAGGCAAAAUUCCAACAGACACAAGUUCCGACUUUACCAGAAUACCAUUGAUAGAUCUUACGGAAAGAAAACUAUCUCUGGAAGAGAGCAAGAUGAAAAUAAUACCUAUGAUUGCUCACAGAUCUCCUUCACCAGAAGUUAACAGAGAAAGGAUCAAAUUGAUUCCAGUUAAACUCAAGGACGAUCUGUUUACAGAAAGUGUAAUAUUUAAUUUCGGCCCAGAUGAGAAACUGCUCACAGAGACAUGGCAUCAUAUUGUAACAACUAUAUCUUCCAUGGUGAGUUCUGAAAUACAGUCAAAAGAAGCGGAAGAGGAGAAGGAACGGCUUCAGGAGGAAAUGAAGGAAAAAGAGCGCCUCAAAUCUUCGCAAACGGUUGCUGGCAAAGGUGGAAAGGAAGGGAAAGGGAAAGGAGGAAAAGGCGAAAAGGAAGCAAAAGGUGGGAAAGAAGCAAAAGAUGGGAAAGACGUCAAAGAAAAGGACAGCAAAGAUGCCAAAAAAGGAAAAAAGAAAGGUGCACAUAGUCCAUCUACCACUGAAGUAAUAGCAAUUCCUUUAUCUCCAGAAGAAUUAAAGAAGCAAGAACUGAAGCUUAAAAUGAAACAGGAAUAUUUUGCUGCACUGGAGCAUGAAGCGGAGGCUGCAAAAUCUCGUCUUGAGCUGUUAAAAGUUAAAGGAUUAGCCUUCCUGGAUGAUCUACAAUCAAAGGCAGAAGAAACAUACAGAAAUAUGGAAAAAUGGCUUGGAGAGAGAUUUCUGGCUGAAAUGGCUAGUGUGGAUAAAUUAAUUGGGGUUGCCCGCAAUCGUAUUGAAGCUUCUUCCAGAAUUCAGUUUGAGUUAGUCCUGGAAGGGGUAGAUUUCUACGUUAAUGGUGAUAUAAAAAUAUUUGAAGAUCCUCCUCUUCCACAUCGUCCCCCAUCUGUGGAGACUGCUUCAAACAGUACACUCACUAUUUCACAGCUUACUACUCUUCAUAAGCAGUUUCUACAGGUGGCACCUAAAGCCAUAGCAGCACUGAAGCAAUUUAAAAGCAAGAAUGUAACUCCAAGCAAACAAAACUAUUCAAAGAAGAAUCAUCAGUUUCCAAACAUCUGGAUGUUGAAGUACACAUGGUUAAAAUAUGACAGUAACAAGGGCAUUAUGUACUGUGCUCUGUGUCGGAAACAUAAUGUAGACUUAGGGGAAAAGACACACAAUUUUUGCUCUGGGACUGAUGACUUUAUUCUUGAAUUAGUUGAUGACCACCAUAACAGUGAAGCUCAUGCAUGGGCUUCCUGUAUGGAAGCAGCUAGUAGUUCUACUCCAGACACAGAUACCACUCAGCAGAUGUUAAAGAACAUGAGUAAAACAACUUUGGGAAAAAUUGAAAAUCUCUUUAGAACGUGCCAUGCCAUAGCCAAAACUGGGCGCCCCUUCACAGACCUGGACUGGAUAAGUAAACUGGAUGAUAUGAAGGGGGUGGACAUUGGUUCAAUAUUUAGAAAUGACAAAGCAGCAAGAAUUUUUAUUCAUUUUAUUGCUGAAGUGGAAAGAAGAGCCUUGAAAGAGAAAUUAGAAAAAUGCAAGUUCUUCUCUCUCAUUAGUGAUGGCAUUACAGACAGUGGAACAACAGAAGCAGCCCUUGUAUAUAUACAGUUUGCACAUCAAGGGAAAAUCCAUUGCCAGAUUGUUGGAAUUCAGUCCGUAGUCAUGUAUGAUGCUUUGACAGUGAAAAAUGCCAUUUUGAAAACCUUACAAACCAAUCUGAAGGUCAAUUUGCCAAACCAUGACUGGGCAAGAAAACUGGUUGGCUUUGGCAGUGAUGGUAGAGAUGUUAUGGUAGGAGAAAAUGGAGUAGCUAAACUAUUGAAGGAUAUACAACCAUGUAUUCAGAGCAUUCAUUGCCUUGUGCACCGUCUUGAAAUGGCCUACAAGAUAGUACUGAAGAAUAAUCCACUAUUCAAUAUACUUGUGGAUUUAUUAAAAAACUUGUACUAUUUUUAUCAUGACUCUCCAAUGAAUAAGAACAACCUUAAGCUAAUUUAUGAAGCUCGUAAAGUGACACCAGUGAUUCCUUCUCAAAUUGGUGGCUCUCAAUGGUUUCUUCGCUUACAGACAGCUCUUCAGAUCCUUCUGAAAGGUUACCCAGCAAUUGUCCUACACCUGAAUAAGAUGGGAGAAGAAUCAGGUUCCUCAAAUCAACAGAAAGCCAAAGAUCUCUUGAAGUUGCUUCUAAAAACAGACAUAGUUAAAUUUUCUCACUUUUUAUUAGAUGUCAUUAAUGUCCUCAACAUUCUGUCUCGUGUUGCCCACAAUCCAAACACUUCCAUUGCAGAUGUUUUUGCUACGAUUCAGUCAACAUUGGAGAUACUCCAAAUGUAUCAAAAAAGAUCAGGGCCGCGAGAACGUCUGGUAGAGACAAUCACAUAUUUACAUGGUUACCCACUUGUGGGAGAUGGAAAUAUUUCAGCAACUCGAUUAGAAUUAUUAAGUAGUCUCUUGAACCAGCUGCAAGAUUGUUUUUGUGAUGCUAGUGAAGAUGUUUUGAUCGCAAGCGCCAUUGGAAGCUUUAAGCUGUGGCCAGACAAAUUCAAACAAGAAUUUGGUGAGACGGAAGUAUCUCUAUUGAUUCAGCAUUAUGAGCCAGUCCUAGAAUGGGCCAAAGUGAAAGUGGAUGAAAUUGAAACUGAAUGGAAUAUGCUAAAAGCAGAGCUAUAUAAUAGAUAUGAAAACAUCCGGAGCUUAACAUGGGAUUUGGUAAACAAAGAUUUUUUUCAUAAAUAUCCGAAUGUCUUGGCCCUUAUCGAUCUUCUCUUGACAUUGCCAGCAAGUUCCAGCGAAGCAGCACGAGGCUUUGGUCAAAUGAAGCUGACAAUGAUGAGGCUACGUUCAAAACUCAUGUUUGAAAGUUUAAUACCAAGUAAAACAUUCAUAGAUAUUUUGUUUGAUUUGAUUACUUUGAAUCUUGGGUCCAAUAUGCUUCCUGAUGCCUGGCUGCAUCUCUCCAUGUAUGAUUUGCAGAGCCUAUCAUUAUUCCUACUUGUGAAUUUGGACACAGUGGACUGGCGCAGAUUCCUACAUGCAGCUUCCCAACCUUGGCCUAUUCCCACUGUAAUGGAACUGCUCGAAACACUACAAAGAUUUCAGGAUGUGGAUACUGAAGGAUCUGGAUUUGUCACCCAGGAAGAAUAUGAUCAGGUUGGUCUGUGGUUUAAAGACAGUGAAGAUUUAGCCAUACCUGAAAGUCCUACAGAGCCUUUACCGUUUAACCAUCAGAAGCAUCUCAUAGAAUUUUUGUUCACUUUAUUUGCUGAUCCUGAAAAAGACCCUCCUCAACUGAACUACACUACGAUGCUGCUCUACUUUGCCUCUCACCCUGAUGCUAUAAAUGGUGUCUAUCGAGCUCUUAGUGUCGCAACAGGGACAUAUAUUCAAAGGAAGAGGGAGAAACACUUUUCUCUUCCUCAAAUGUUUAUAACAUCUGCUGAGCAGCUCAUAACCACUGCUGCUCAUGAUGAACAGGCAGAGGAGGAGGCUGGUGAAGAAGGGGAGGAAGAAGAAGAGGAAGAGAAGGAAGAGAAGGAGAAAGAAGAUGAAGCCCUGUCUAUCGGCAAAGAUGGAUACAUCUCUCUGGCUACACUUCUCCAUGUAUUCCAGUAUGAAACAAACAAAGCUUUUGACAAUCACAGAUUUAGUAGUCAUCUGACAGAAGAGGACAAUUAUGAGCAUUUCAUUAAGGUGUACAAGGAUCUUGGCUCUGAAGAGCUGCAGCCCAUCAAAAUUGAACUCCUUUUGAAGCACCCCUUCAUUCAAGACUUAAUUAGUAACUACCAGGGGUACAAACUUCCUGAUUUUAAAAUGAUUCUGCAGAGAGCAAUCCAAAUUCAACCAUUUAAUGGAGAUAACAUCAUAUUAUAAAGAAGUUAUCAUUAGAGGAGGGGCGGGGGAAGGAAAUCUACAACUGUUUUUCAGCACAACAGAAGUAUUUCCCAAAUGUCCUAGAUGUUGGGUUAAUUCUUACUCAUUUGUAGAGUUGUGUCUUUUAAUUAGAAUAAAAACGGCUUUGUGUGCAUUCUCUUUUAAAUAAACAUGGAUUUAAUUGAAACCA